Xiphias gladius (swordfish) is the source of this 3190-nucleotide messenger RNA. It is a transcript of the gene arpc5b, whose product is annotated as actin related protein 2/3 complex, subunit 5B. NCBI's taxonomy places the organism in Eukaryota, Metazoa, Chordata, Actinopteri, Istiophoriformes, Xiphiidae. The transcript has 4 exons. Gene Ontology annotation, biological process: cell migration; Arp2/3 complex-mediated actin nucleation; regulation of actin filament polymerization. Gene Ontology annotation, molecular function: actin filament binding. Bases 141 to 593 code for a protein of 150 amino acids. Gene Ontology annotation, cellular component: Arp2/3 protein complex; cytoplasm; actin cytoskeleton. The record is from RefSeq and is a predicted model, not a curated record.
GACACAGGAGGAAGGGGAGGAAGUCAGGGAGCUGCCUGUGCUGCGCCGUGACAGCCGCGUCAACGGAGAGCACCGCAAAGUGUAUCUACAGAAAAGGCCGUUUUUCGGUUUAGGGUGAGACCCCCAAAAGCGCCACCGGCAUGUCGAAGAACACCGUGUCCGCCCGCUUCAGGCGAGUGGACGUGGACGAGUACGACGAGAACAAAUUUGUGGACGAGGACGACGGGGGAGAAAACCAGCUGGGUCCCGACGAGGUGGAGGUGGACUCCCUCAUCAGGCAAGGAAAUCUCAUGGAGGCUUUACAUGCAGUUCUGAAGAACCCACCAAUCAACACAAAGAACCAGAAUGUCAAGGAGCGCGCCGAGGCUUUGGUGCUGAAAGUGCUCAGCGCCUUUAAGAGCAGUGACAUUGAGAAAGGGGUGCAGUCUCUUGAUAAGAACGGCGUGGACCUGCUGAUGAAAUACAUAUACAAAGGCUUCGAGCGGCCGUCAGAAAACAGCAGUGCCGUCCUCCUGCAGUGGCAUGAAAAGGCUCUGGCAGCUGGGGGAGUGGGCAGCAUCGUCAGGGUACUAACGGCGCGGAAGACGGUCUAAAAGAGGAACGGAGGAUCAGUCCGCUCCACAUCGCUGACAGAUACAGGGGGGGAGCACUUUACUGUACUGUUCAUGUAAUAUAACAGAUGGCAUAGGGGCUAAAAGGAAAAGCAGAUUUUUAACCCAAUGUGAUCCUACCGUGUUCAAGGCUGUACUUAAAAAAAACAAAAAACAAGAACAAAACAAACAUAAAAUGUGGGUCACAUAUGUUUAAAAAUGGGUUUUCUCGUUUGUGCCUAUGCAUGAUCACAGCCUACUAAAUCGUAUUCCUCCCAGGGUGCUACAGAUAACUUCUCACCGCAUUUAUCUGUGCUGCUUCCCUGAUCUGUUUACCCCCCCCUUCUCUCCAUGUCGCUCCUGUACAAUAUGUGCUCAUUCUAUACACCAGUGGUUCCCAACCGAAGAGUUGCAGUGUAAAUCCGAGGGGUCGCAAAACGAUGAACAAGUUAGGAAGACAGACAGAACAAAUUCCUGCUACACAAAAUCAUAUAUAUAUUUUUGGAGGUUUUCCUCGAAUCUUUACUUAUUUGUGAAUUACUGGAUCAUUUUUUUUUUUACCUCCCCAGGCCUCGAAAAUAAUUGAGAUAGAACAAGGAAAAAAAUCUUCUCUUUGUUCGUGCUCAUCCAAACCAGUAGACAAACACGCAUGUAAGAAGGAGUCACAAGUAAGACCCCCUUUGUUUUAAGGGGUCACAAGCCAAAACGGUUGAGAACCACUGGUUUUACACAGCACCUGCACACUCAUAUGAACAAACACGUGUGCUCAAACACGGGCAUGGCUUCUAGCAAUCUGUUCUCCACCGACUUCCACGCAAACACACGGAAGGUUUCAGCUUUGUCUCGCUCAGGAAAGCUCUCUUUCUGUUUGUUUUCCAGCGUUCUCUCGUGUUUUCUCCGCAGUAGAAACUUCCCGAUGGAAACAAAAGCCUGACUUCUCCGUCAGUAAAUCCUCUCGUUGCCUCUCGCUGUAACACUCGAGCAGCGGGAGUCUCCUGAAAAGCACAGUCAGAGAUGGAGGGUGGUGGAUAUGCCGGCGGGGGCUGGCUGGUGUCACCCAUCCAUCCAACCAUCUUUUCACGCAGACUGCUGACCCAGUUAAGGAUUAUUGCCCACGAUGCAUCUCCACCGCCACUCUCAUUAAUCCCACUUUACUGUUUCUCACAUCCUGUUUCCGUCUGACUUUCUGAUGCAGCCUCUGCUACUGUACAGGGCAUUAUGUGGCUCUGCUGGCACUGUUCAUUGGAGCUGCAUUUUUCUGUACUUUCAGGAAAAUGACAUCAACCUGAGAAUACUUUCUAGGAGUUUUUUAUUUUUACUUUGGUAUUUAACAGAAAAGAUAAUCUAGGAUUAUACAUUUUCCUCUUUGUUAUUUGUUUUAUAGUAAUGGUGGUUUUUUUUUUUGCCUCAAAGCCAAACCCCUACUCAAUCAAAAUUAAAGGCUUAGCGGUUUGACAAAAUCGGCAUGCUUGCUUCACAGGAGAGAUGAAGAUGAUAUAAUUUAUGUUUUGGUCUCUUGCAUGGUCCCGAUUUCUUCUUAAGCAUUUCAUACCUGUCUUUUGUACAUGUUUUGUGUCUCUUCUGGACAAAAUCUGUGAUUUUUGUAAUGAAUUUGUUGUAAUUCAUGCUGAUUUUUACAACAGAUCCUCCAUACACAGUAUUGUCUCGCAGUAGAAAUCGUACUGUUACGGCCUCACAUACUUUUAAUACCCAGACAUUUUAUAUAAUUUAGGAGGAAAACUGGAAAGUUUUAUCUGCCUUAUGAGGUGGAUUAUGCCUGUUGCCAAAUGAUUUAUUUUGCUUUCAUGGAAAUAAUGUACUUAACAUUGAUGAUUUAGUUACCCUUGUAUAUUAGAAGAAUUUCUAAAAACAAAGUUGUGGAUUAAUGACCAUGUAAAGUACAUGUGAACGUACAAGCAAAGAGUGUUACAAUUCAAAAAGUUGCUUUUUUUUGAAAAAUAAGCAACCUUAAGUACAUAGUGACGAGGGGAUAAGGGAUAAGGACAUAAUGUUUUGUUUCUCCUCGUUUCCAGUCCAACACUGAGUGAAGGCUACUCAUGGAUUUUCUCAGUGGAUGUUACUUUUUUUUUUUUUACAAAACACAGAGGCAUCGUCAGCAUUGUGUUUCACUCACGAGUUAACGCCAGUUGCUAUUCAGGCAUGGGUUGUCAUGUUUGAAUACUGUCAUCAGUGAUGAUGCGCCCAGACGCGAGAUACCUUUUCAAAUGCAGUAACGGCUCGUUUUACAUGAGAACAAGAGGGAGAUCUUCAUGUCUGCUUCAUGUUUUUCUAGUCACAGAUGCUCCUCUAGCCGAGGGCGGGAAGACGAGGAAACAUACCAAACUGAUGUACAAACUGCCUUACUCGAAUAGUCCUUUUUUAUGUUUGUGCUUUUUUGACAAAAAAAAAUAAAGGUAUGAAUGCUGAUCAUAACUUUGUCGUGACGUUUGAUGGUGCUUUACAUGAACGCGGACUUAGUGGAGUGAAUACAAGUCAGGGCCUGUAUUUAUCGCUCCUUAAACUGCUAAAAGUGAAAUGUUAGAAUAAAGUGAAAGGUAAAAGUGACAAUCCUUCACUUUUACUACUUGCAAACUUUGGAA